Molecule: messenger RNA, 666 nt
Organism: Chenopodium quinoa (quinoa)
Lineage: Eukaryota; Viridiplantae; Streptophyta; Magnoliopsida; Caryophyllales; Amaranthaceae
Exons: 1
Coding region: 1-666 (221 amino acids)
Source: RefSeq, a predicted model, not a curated record
AUGCAGAUUAAGGGUUCUGGUCCUCGUCAUGCAAGAUCAAGACGUUUAAAUGCGUUUGUUAGGAGGGAGUUAGGUGGUGCAGGAACUUCACAUGCGCCAUUUCACCAUGAGCAGCAGUAUGGGACUGCUGGUACUUGGUCGGGGGAGCAUCAGUCACAUGGGAGCGCCCCCAUGUAUUCGUCUACUAGAGUGCCUUCAUCUGACGAUGAGGAUGAAGAGCGAGGAAGUCAAGCUGCUGGAGGUGCACAGUAUGACCCUCAGGAUUACUGUACUGUGUAUAGGGGUGACCAUGGGAGAUAUGUUAGUAGUAGUGAACAAGUUCAAGCUUCUACCAGCUCGUCAGAGUCAUGGGUGGUGCAGGAGCCGAUGCCAGGUGGGCCUGAGGAUGGUACUGUUAUUCCUAGUUUUGGGGGUCACGUGGCUGCCUACAUAUGGGGUGGGCAGGAGCGAAAUGUUCUGCGGUGUUUGAGCAGGACACAGUUGUGUUUUGAAUUGGGUAACUGGCGGGGUCGUCUUGCGCAAGAGCACCUGGAACUGAUUGAUGACAGUGGUCUAUCUCACUUACCCGAGAUCAUGUUCAGGCGAUUUGACUGGCCCUUGAUUUCUGCUUUUGUUGAGAGAUGGCAGCCAGACACGAACACGUUUCACGUGCCAUUUGGGGAGUGA